Paramisgurnus dabryanus is the source of this 7832-nucleotide messenger RNA. It is a transcript of the gene adam22, whose product is annotated as ADAM metallopeptidase domain 22. Gene Ontology annotation, biological process: proteolysis. Lineage: Eukaryota; Metazoa; Chordata; Actinopteri; Cypriniformes; Cobitidae. The record is from RefSeq and is a predicted model, not a curated record. Gene Ontology annotation, cellular component: postsynaptic density membrane. Gene Ontology annotation, molecular function: metalloendopeptidase activity.
GAAGGUAACAGCAGGUGUAGCGAGCUCGCGCGCGCACUACACUACCCGUCAUCCCUGCUUGCAAUUGGCUCAUGUAUAUUUAUGAGGCUUUUCUGCAGUGAGGCGGCUAGAUAUUGAUGUCUUUCUGAACGGGUGGAGGCUUUCUUUGCUCGGAGAGAUUUCACUUCUUCCGCCCUCGUCCGGUCUUGUACCCGCUGCUCGCGCAUCCCGCGUCUCGAUGCAGAGGCUGCUCGCGCGUCACUAAUGGCAACCAGCGCGAGAGGAUGCGUGUGCCUUCCUGAGGGAGAACGAAAAUAGCGUAUUUUUAAGGAUAUAGCUCGGAUAUCUGAUAUAAAUUGGGAUUUAUAUGAUUCACUAAGAUUUCUGCACCGAACUGAUGUGGGCAUGAUGGCUCUACGUUUUGGGAUUUCCUUUCUGUGCCUCUACGUAGCGGUGAUGAGCUCUGAGAUACAUGCCAGCAUCUCACUGCCUCAAUAUGGAGACGCCUUGGUAGAGACGAGGGCUCGGCGUGAUGACGGCAGGUUCCUCGGGAUAGAGAACACGGUACCGGUCCGGUUGGUCUACCGAAUGGACGGAGACAGUCAGGCAGCUCAUGAUGUACUAAACACUCGGGUCAAAAUAAGCACUGACAGUAAACAGAACCACGUGGCCCAGGCUAGCUUUCAGGUGCAAGCUUUCGGGAAGACCUUCGUUUUAGAUGUCGAACUGAACCAUGAUCUACUAUCAUCAAAUUACAUUGAAAGGCAAAUAUCAGAGGAUGGGAAGUCAGUCGUCAUCAAAGGUGGAGAACAUUGUUAUUACCAUGGGAAAGUACGUGAUAUACCGAAGUCGUACGUGGCGCUUUCAACCUGCCAUGGGUUACAUGGAAUGUUCUUUGAUGGGAAUCAUACAUAUAUGAUUGAACCAGGAGGAGAGAAUAACAAGAGUGAGGAGGUUCGUGUACAUAUGAUUUAUCAGUCUCCUGGUUUUGACCCCCCAGAGGACUUCAUUUCUGCUGCUCCAUUGGCAGAAUCACGGUUCCAGAACCCUUCACCGUUCAGUGCAUACCACACAAGAAAAAAGAGACAGAUAUCACAAAAUCCACGGAGUGUUGCAGAUGAGACAAAAUAUAUUGAGCUGAUGGUUAUAAAUGAUCAUUUGAUGUACAAGAAACACCGCCUUUCUGUCGGACAAACAAAUAAUUAUGCCAAGUCUGUUGUAAAUAUGGCUGAUCUGUACUUCAAAGAGCAACUCAACACUAGAAUUGUGCUGGUUGCUAUGGAAACGUGGGCAGCAGACAACAGGUUUAACAUCAAUGAUGACCCCAUGGUGACGUUACGAGAGUUUAUGAAGUACCGAAGAGACUUUAUCAAAGAAAAGAGCGACUCCGUUCACCUAUUCUCGGGAAAUCGAUUUCAUAGCAACUGGGGAGGAGCUUCUUAUAUGGGUGGCGUCUGCUCGCUCAUUAAAGGAGGUGGAGUCAACGAGUAUGGAAAGACAGAGGAAAUGGCCAUAACUCUUGCGCAGUCACUGGGACAAAACAUUGGCAUCUUUUCUGAUAAGAAGCGGAUUUUAAAUGGGGAGUGCAAGUGUGAAGAUAAAUGGUCUGGCUGCAUAAUGGAUGAUGUUGGCUUCUACUUACCCAAGAGAUUUUCUGACUGUAAUGUGGAAGAGUAUCACGAUUUCCUCAACAGUGGGGGUGGUGGAUGUCUCUUCAACAAACCUUUAAAGCUUUUGGAUCCUCCCGAGUGUGGUAAUGGUUUUGUGGAGGCAGGAGAAGAGUGUGACUGUGGAAGCCCAGCUGAAUGUGCUAGAGAAGGAGAGGACUGCUGUAAGAGAUGCAUGUUGACUCAGGGAGCCAAAUGCAGUGAUGGUCUUUGCUGUAAAGAGUGCCAGCUGGAGUUUAUGGGUGCGAUCUGUCGUGACGCUGUCAAUGACUGCGACAUUCCUGAAAUGUGCACUGGGAACUCCAGCCAGUGUCCUCCAAACCUACACAAGAUGGAUGGAUACACCUGUGAAAAAGAACAGGGACGAUGUUUCAAUGGCAGGUGUAAAACCAAGGACAGGCAAUGCAAGUACCUAUGGGGAGAGAAAGCAACAUCUGCGGAUAAGUUCUGCUAUGAGAAGCUAAACAUUGAGGGCACAGAAAAAGGCAACUGUGGACGAGACAAAGACACCUGGAUUCAGUGCAAAAAACAGGAUGUACACUGUGGAUAUCUGCUGUGCUCAAACAUUUCUCCAGCACCCAGACUAGGAGAAUUACAGGGUGGUUUGACGUCUUUCUCUGUGGCCAGGCAUAGCGCUUCAUUGGACUGCAGCGGAGGACAUGUGCUGAUUGACGGAGACACUGAUCUGGGAUAUGUAGAGGACGGAACAGCGUGCGGGACCGAUCGGAUCUGCUUCAACCACAAAUGUAUCCCGUUGCAGGAAUUCAACUUCAGUACUUGUCCCGGCACCAACGAAAGGGUGAUCUGCUCCGGACACGGGGUGUGUAGUAAUGAGCUCAGGUGUGUGUGUGACCUGGGGUGGGCAAGUGAGGACUGUAACUCCACUUCUCCUUUGAGUUACCUGUCAGUGCGACCCACAGCCAAAACAUCAGGUAUCGUCACUACUAACAUCAUCAUCGGGGCCAUUGCCGGCUCUAUCUUGGUCCUUGCACUGAUUCUAGGCAUUUCUGCAUGGGGAUACAAGAGCUACAGACAGGAUCAGGAUAUGCAAUCUGAAGUGCACAGAAGAUUUUGUCGUCAAAUGCCACCAGGUGAUUAUGUGAAGAAGCCGGGAGAUGCCGAUUCACUUUACAGUGACAUGCCACAAGGCGUAAGCUCCAACUCGGGCAGCAGCUCCAAGAAGAGAUCCAACGGUAUGUCUCAUUCAUGGAGUGAAAGAAUCCCAGACGCCAAGCACAUUUCUGACGUCUGUGAAAAUGGGCGACCUAGGAGCAACUCGUGGCAAGGAAACAUCACAGGUUCACGUAAGAAGCUCAAGGGCAAGAAAUUCAGACCUCGCUCCAACUCCACAGAGUAUUUAACCCCUUGCAUCAAAUCAGAGUAUUAUGUAACUAAAUGGGUAGAAGAUGUGAAUAAAAACACUGAAGGACCUUUUAUUAGAACACUGUCACCGGCCAAAUCACCCACCUCCUCGACGGGCUCCAUCGCCUCCAGCCGGAGAUACCCAUACCCCAUGCCUCCCCUUCCGGAUGAGGACAGGAAGGCCAACAGACAAAGUGCCAGGCUGUGGGAAACAUCAAUAUAAACAAACUCGACGACAACUUAAGGAUUUUCUUCUGCUUUUGUAUGGAUGAGGAAAUGAAACAAAUAAGAAAAUGUGGAAUUAAACAUAUACAAAUAAGGAUGAGUAAAUGGCGAAGUUGGGCGUGAUCUGCUCCGAUGUCUGUUCCGCUUUUGUGGUGUGGAGCCACCCUGGAUGCUGAAGAUCACGCCAUCAGAUUCUCAUUCCUGCUGUCAUUCUUAAAACAAGACUCAGGAACACAAUUUUAUCACGAGACAAACCCAGAAUGACAGCCGUGCUGGGCAGACACAUCACAGAAACAUCAACCCAAGCCAUUCGUGCCCCAUUAAACCCCACCCCCUCCACACAUGCCGUCUUGUGAUUGGUGCCCUUAUUGCCCGUGUGCAAGGUGCUCAUCCGAGAGCAGAAAGUAAAACUGUUGUUUUGAAAGCACGCCGUCACUGUAGAACCUACUGCUGUAUGCAUGAGAAACAUGUUUAUCGAUUCCUUGUAGUGUAAUGAUGUAAAAAAUGUUCGAAGAUCUUUCACACAAGGUGCCGCAUGUAUCGGAGGACAGCUCUGUAGGCUGGUAAGAUUCAUUCAUGUUCGCAUCGCUGAUUGCUACACAACUAAAGGCAAGAACGUAUCCAGUCCUGUUAACAACAUCACCUUUUCUCAGAGAAUUUGUACAUAUGUCAUAUAAUUCAGAAACAAUGUGUGAAAUGUGAGAUUGUAGUAUUUUUCGCUUUUGUGUUUGGUUGUGGAAAACGUGGCAGAACUUUUUUUGUGUGUAGAAAGUCUGUCUUGUGAUGGUCUUCCCGAAUUUCCAAAAUCCAUCCCAAGUCGUCUCUAAAGCCAUGUGCACACUACAAGACAAAAGCUUGUCGCAUGAUUGAUUCAUGUUUUCACGCCCUUGAAGCGUGCGCAUAACUGCUAUCCUCAUUUUGCAGCUGCGGCUCAUAUGAUAAUAUUUGAAGAGUUUGGUUCCAAAAUUAGAUAACUCCGUUUUUUUAAAGGGGACAUAUCAUGAAAAUCUGUGACUCCCCAGUGCUUCUAUUAACCUAGAAAAUGUGAAUCAGAUCAACCCAGUAACUUAGUUUUGGUAAAUCAUUCUCUGCAAGCAUGUGAAAAGAUAGGUCAUUGAAAUUUGGCUCCCCUUGUGAUGUCAGAAGGGGAUAAUUCCGCCCCUUAAUCUGCACUAUACAACCACAGCACUGCCAUUUAGUGCAGAGAUCAGCUCAUUUUAAAGGACACACCCAAAACGGCACAUUUUUGCUCACACCUACAAAGUGUCAAUUUUAACAUGCUGAUCUAUGGGGUAUUUUGAGCUAGAACUUCACAUACGUACUCUGGAGAAACCAAAGAUUUAUUUUACAUUUAAAAAAAGUCUUGUGAAAUGUCCCCUUUAAUCUUCAAAAAUCGUGUUUUUUGAUUGUGCAUUCCAAUUAAUAUAAAUCAAACUGCAGUUGGUUUGUUUUGAUAUAAGUCUUAAUAACUAAAAAAAAUAUAGCUAAGUAGCACAUAAAAACGUGAUGACAUAAUAAUAAACAUGUUUUGACAAAAAUAACAGUUAUCUCAUUUUGGAACCAAACGCUUCAUUUUUUACAUACAUAAAGUCCAAGCGAUUUUUGUGUGUUCCUGAUAUCGAACCUUUAACUUUUUAACUUUACCAACUGAGCUACAGGUGAUUGCACAAAAAAAAAAAACUUUAGCAUAGCUGAAUGUAUCGAGUUAUUAAGAAUUUACUAUAUUGCGAAAUUUGGGAUUGUAGCUACAGACAAAUGUGAACUACACUGUAAAAAGUGAAAGUUGGAUCUACUUAAAAAUAUAAAUUCAAUUAGUAAAACUUAAAAAUCAUUUUAACUUAAAUUUUCUCACUUUCAGUUAGCGGUACUCAACUGGGGGGGCAAAAGGAAGGCUCAACAAACUUCCAAGGGGGCCUUAGGAUGGCUUCAAAUUUUUCAAAAUAAGACAAAACAAGAAUUAAAAUAAGCUAAAACAACAACAAAAAAACUUUGGGGGUCUUUAAAUAUCGUUGUGGACCAUAGGGGGGCCUUAAAGUAACAAAGGUUGAGAACCCCUGCUUUAAAGGGACCCUUCACUUUUUUGAAAAUUUGCUCAUUUCUAGCUCCCCUAGAGUUGAACAUUUAAUUUUUACAAUUUUGGAAUCUAUUUAGCUGAUCUCCGGGUCUCGUGGUACCAAUUUUAGCAUAGCUUAGCAUAAUCCAUUGAAUCUGGUUAGACCAUUAGCAUCGCGCUCAAAAAUGACCAAAGAGUUUUGAUAAUUUUCCUAUUUUAAACUUGACUCUUCUGUAGUUACAUCGUGUACUAAGAUGGCUGCAGGAGGCACAAUGAUAUUACGCAGUGGCCGAAAAUAGUCCCCUGCUAUUGAAAGUUAGUAAGGGGACUAAAAAAUAUUUUUUGAGCGUGAUGCUAAUGGUCUAAUCAGAUUCAAUGGAUUAUGCUAAGCUAUGCUAAAAGUGGUAGCACCAGACCCAGAGAUCCGCUGAAUGGAUUUCAAAACGGUAAAAAUCAAAUGUUUAAAAUGUGUCUCUUAAAAAUGAAACAUUUAAUGUGAAAAAACCUUUAAAAAUGACUUCAAUUGGCAACACUAAAAAUGUUAAUUUAAAUAGAAAAAAAUCUUUUUUUGUGUGUUACCAUUGUUAAGUAAUUUUAAAGUUAAUCCAACUUUCACUUAGUUUUUACACUGUAAUAUAUGCACAGGGAUACUAACGUCUCGUGUAACUGUUUUGAGGAAUUAAUUUUAGUAUUUUCAUUACAGUCGGUAGGAAAAUUUUCUUGUAAUUGGUGCAAAUGUGUUGUUAAUAUUAUGACAGAAAAAAGAUGUGUGCAGGACGACGAGCUUUUGUCUUGUUACAUGCACAGUGUGUCUCUGUUGAACUUUCAGACGAGAUUUGUUUUCUGUCAUGCUCAGAGGAAUGUGAUUUUUUUAUCAUCAUGUAACAUUUUGUUAUUCUUCUUUUAUGUGUAGAGAAUGUGACUUGUUUCAGGUACUGCGCAUUUUUGUGAUAAAGUUGCAAAUAAUGAAUUAAUUAGUAAAUGGUAUUUAAAGAAAAGUGAAAACACGUUUGAACUAAACCCACAGAUUUGUGAAUGUAACACAUUUGCGUAAUAUUUCAUUGAAGUUGAGAUCAAUUAUUAACGCUUUUACAUUUAGGAAAAGUAAAUGUCGUCCGAUUUUUUUUUUUUUUUAGUCUCAUCCUCCCUAAAUAACGUCAUGUAGAUGAACAUAUAAUCACAACUUUGACUUUGGUAGACUUUGAUAUUUUCUCUGGUUUGCAGCAUGAUGCUCUUCACAUAAAGAAAUGCUGCCGUAUCGCUCAUGAACGCAGGUCACGUGACCGGUCAGCCUUCGCAGUCGGUAUUGUAUUAGUAAUGGCAGUUUUCAUCUGUACAUAGUCUUCUGUGCGUUUGAUCUGAUUUUUGCGAUCUGCCUGUAAUCCACAACUACAUUUGAUGACGUCGCCAUAACGCAUAUGAAGUAUUUUUAAGAUAACUUUGUAAAGUCAUUCCCUCCCCAGUAUUACAUGUACAUAUUUAAUCCCGAUUGACAAUUAAGUGCUUUAGAAUGAUUAAAACUGCAAUAGGUUUUUGCUAAAAUGAUUUGUAAGUCACUUUUGUGCAUCUGUUUCCCCUGUUUCUGUGUAUAUGAGGUUGGCAUCCAGAAAUGCACUUGGGUUUCCAUCUUUUUACUCAAUUGACAUUAAUAUCAUUUUGUUUCUUUUUGUUUAUAAAACAAGCUGAAGCAAUAUUCUGUUCACUGUGACCCUGGUCUGUCUAUUAAAAAAAACACACGGUCCUGGUGGUUCACGCUAGAAUAAACUUGGUUAAGUCUCAUGCAGACACAAGUCACUGUCAUUCUAAAUCAUUGCGUUUGUUUAGCCAUCUCAGCUUUUUGAGCCCUGGAUGGAGGACAAAAUAUUUUUGAAUGUAUUUUAACCCAUAAUGAGAUCAUGGACAAAAAACAUACUUAACUGACUUGAAACUCAUACUUUUAAAUCCAAAAUAGAGAUAAAGCCACAAUAUGUAAGAUUUAUAAAAAAAUAAAAUAACACUUGCACAGUGUGAUAUAUUUCACGGACUUACAUUAUCCCAAAAGUUCCCAAGGAUUUGUAAAUCCAGAGGAAAUUUAAAUAAUCUCUCGGCCCUUGUCUCCAUUGUAAUUGUCGCCAUUUUAGUGAUUUAAAAUAAUGUGAUCAAACAUACAGGUUAAAAAAAAAACAAUAAUUUAUUACUUCAUCAAGUCAUUAAACUUCACCUUUGUUAUUGUGUAAUAGUGACCUCUAGUGUUGAAAAUCUUACAUAUUGUGGCUUUAAUUGUAAGAAAAUGAAUUGUUACAUUAAUUGGUUCUUUUUGCAGCUCAGAUUUACAUUUGGAGUCUUGUUUUAUUGCCUUAUGCUAAUUCAACAGCUGUCGCACUCUUUGUUUCUCUUCCGUUCGCAUCUCACAGUUGUGUUGGUAGUUAUUGAUGCCUCAUGUUUUCUUUUAUUCUGUGCUGUACAUACUGUAGACUGACCCUUAAAAUGAUAAUGGUUCAUUUUUUUCAUACAGUAUCCAUUCAGUAUUGUAAUAUAUUUAAGAUAAAGUAAAACAUUCAAAUGAU